GGGGAGCAGAAGAAGAGGAAGACGGGCAGCUCCGCUGUGGUUGCGACGACAGCAGAUGAGGCUCGCCAGCUUCCUCCAGUGCGGUUGCGGGGCGCCGCGGCCCGAGGAGAAGCCGCAGGCGGCCCGGACGGGGACUGAUCCCCGUGACCGUGGCCGCCGUCGCCGCAGCCGUGGGAACGACGCCUCGAAGCCCUGGAGGCCGUCGCUCGCGGCGAUCUCCGAGAACGGCGCGCCGACGAGGGCGGCGGCGGGUGCCCGAGAUGGAAAGAUGACCGCUGACGGGGCAGAGAAGCACAAGGCCGUCGUCUCUCGUCGGGUCCUUCCUCGCGAUCACAGUGACCACGACCGGUAUUCAGAUGUUUCUUCAGUUGUGCCGGCAUUUAGUCCCACUGCCUUUUUGUUCUAGUGCCUAAUUCAGUGUUCAUCUGCGAUGAAAAAGAAGAAGAGAAGAGUGAAGGAUGACCGGAAGAUGAAGAAUGCUUUGUGCAAGAUUUAGUGAUUUUGUGCCAUUUACUCAGCAGUCACUUCUUCCUAUUCAUCCUUCCUUUUCUGUAUAUUUUCCCUUUACAAAUCCUUGUGUAUACAAAAGCUAGAAUGAAAUAUGUAAAUAUCAGAACAUGACAAUUCAGAUCAGUA
Messenger RNA from Musa acuminata AAA Group (dessert banana), 636 nucleotides. RefSeq lists its product as uncharacterized. Bases 56 to 406 code for a protein of 116 amino acids. The record is from RefSeq and is a predicted model, not a curated record. The transcript has 2 exons. Lineage: Eukaryota; Viridiplantae; Streptophyta; Magnoliopsida; Zingiberales; Musaceae.